AUGAACAGCAAGAUUGUAGUAUUCAUCUGCGUCUUUGGAGUGGCCGCCGCCAGCGUUGUCGCUCCAGUACCGGUCGCCCGAGUUGAACCCUUCCCUCAAUACUCCUACGGUUACAAUGUUCAAGAUUCUCUAACUGGCGAUUACAAGGGACACCAGGAGCAGAGGAACGGAGAUGUUGUCACUGGUUCAUACUCGGUCGUCGAACCCGAUGGUACCAGAAGGAUUGUUGACUACGCUGCAGAUUCUAUCAAUGGUUUCAACGCUGUUGUACGACGUGAGCCAUUAGUUGUAGCUGCAGCAGCUAAGGUCAUUGCCCCAGCUCCCGUUGUACCAGCCCCUGUGAUCGCCAGAGCACCCGUCUUCGCCCCAGCCCCCGCACCCCUCCUCGCCCCAAGACUACCUUACUACUUCUAG
Molecule: messenger RNA, 414 nt
Organism: Danaus chrysippus (African queen)
Lineage: Eukaryota; Metazoa; Arthropoda; Insecta; Lepidoptera; Nymphalidae
Source: the annotation of a GenBank genome assembly